GGAGUCUCCCCUCGGGCAAAAGUCUUGGUCUACGCCAGUGAUCGCUGCCAUCCGCACCCUUUUGCACGUCUAGACUCUAACCUCACUUCACUUUCACUUUCACCUCCCCCUUUAAUCAAUGUUUACUUCUUCCGAAUCCCUGAAACCGUAAAAGACCUCAAAUUAAAUGUCGUUUUUUAGAGCUGUUCCGCAAAUGGGGUGCUGUUUUAGAUCUGGGUUUUGCCUUUUUGUCCUCCUUGUUUGUGUAAGUCUUCUUGGGUUUGUUUCUGUUUCUGCUGAGAUUCGAAAACCUAAGAACGUUCAGGUCGCUGUUCGCGCCAAGUGGUCUGGCACUCCAUUGCUUUUAGAAGCUGGAGAAUUACUAUCUAAUGAAAGGAAAGACCUUUUUUGGAAGUUCAUUGAUUCCUGGUAUCAUGCUGAAGGCGAUACCAAUACUUAUACAGCGAAAGGUUGCCUUACAAGAAUUCUGAAACAUGGUAGCUCUUUAUUAGGUGAAUCAUUGGCUUCACUAUAUGAGUUCUCCCUUAUGCUAAGAUCAGCAUCCCCGAGAUUGGUGCUUUACCGCCAGCUAGCAGAAGAGUCUCUUUCUUCUUUUCCACUGGUUGAAGAGGGUAAUUCAGAAGCAAGUGAAAAUCUGGAAAUCAAAGUAUCGGAUUCCUUACUUGUUGGUGUAAAUCCAAAAAGUCCUGGUGGAAAAUGUUGUUGGGUGGAUACUGGUGGGGCGUUGUUCUUUGACAUUAAGGAACUGUUAUUGUGGCUUUGGAAUCCCUCUGAAGGUGCUGGAGACUCAUUUCAGCCACCCGAAUUGUUUGAUUUCGAUCACAUUCACUUUGAUUCAAGUGCUACAAGUCCAAUUGCUAUUCUUUAUGGUGCUCUUGGAACUGAUUGCUUUAAGGAGUUUCAUAUUGCUUUAGUUCAAGCUGCUAAAGAGGGAAAAGUGAAGUAUGUAGUUAGAUCAGUUUUACCGUCUGGUUGUGGGGCAAACACUGGUGUUUGUGGUGCUGUUGGUGCUGGAGAUUCGUUAAAUUUGGGUGGCUAUGGUGUUGAGCUUGCUUUGAAGAAUAUGGAAUAUAAGGCUAUGGAUGAUAGUGCAGUAAAAGAAGGUGUCACCCUAGAAGAUCCUCGGACAGAAGAUCUUAGCCAAGAAGUUAGAGGGUUCAUAUUUUCUAAAAUUAUGGCGCGCAAACCAGAGCUUACAUCUGAGAUAAUGGCUUUCAGGGAUUAUCUGUUGUCAUCCACAGUAUCAGACACCCUUGAUGUUUGGGAACUAAAGGAUUUAGGGCAUCAAACUGCUCAGAGAAUAGUUCAUGCCUCUGACCCUCUGCAGUCGAUGCAAGAAAUUAGCCAAAAUUUUCCAAGUGUGGUUUCUUCAUUAUCUCGUAUGAAGCUCAAUGAUUCAAUUAAAGAAGAGAUAACUUCAAACCAGCGUAUGAUGCCCCCUGGGAAAUCCAUAAUGGCCCUUAAUGGUGCUUUGAUCAAUGUUGAAGAUAUUGACCUUUACAUGUUGAUUGACUUGGUUCAUCAAGAUUUAUCCUUGGCUGAUCAAUUUUCAAAAUUGAAGAUUCCACAUAGCAUCAUAAAGAAACUUCUAUCAGUUGUGCCUCCUUCUGAGUCCAAUAUGUUCCGUGUUGAUUUUCGUUCUACUCAUGUACAUUAUCUCAAUAACCUGGAAGAAGAUGCUAUGUAUAGGCAAUGGCGGAGCAAUAUAAAUGAGAUUUUGAUGCCUGUCUACCCUGGACAACUACGUUAUAUUCGGAAGAACCUCUUUCAUGCUGUUUAUGUUCUUGAUCCAGCCACCGCCCAAGGUCUUCAGAUUAUUGACAUGAUUACAUCUUUGUACGAGAAUAAUUUCCCAGUUAGAUUUGGUGUGAUUCUCUAUUCAACCAAGUUUAUCAAUAAGAUUGAAGUAAGUGGUGGUGAGCUCGAGUCUUCUGCUGUGGAAGAUGACAGUCAAGUCAAGGAGGAUAUAUCCAGCUUGAUUAUACGUCUUUUCUGUUAUAUUAAGGAAAACCAUGGGUCCCAAACUGCUUUCCAGUUAUUGAGCAAUAUAAAUAGAUUAAGGAUGGAGUCAGAGGAUUCUGCAGAUGAUGCUCUUGAAAUGCAUCAUGUUGAGGGAGCUUUUGUAGAAACCAUAUUACCAAAGGCAAAAUCUCCACCUCAAGAUUUGUUACUAAAGCUGGAAAAGGAGCAAACUUUGAAGGAGCAAUCUCAAGAGACUACAAUGUUUGUUUUCAAACUGGGUUUGGCCAAGCUGCAGUCUUGCCUCUUGAUGAAUGGUCUUGUAUAUGAUUCUAAUGAGGAGACGCUUAUAAAUGCCAUGAAUGAUGAGCUUCCAAGAAUACAAGAACAAGUUUAUUAUGGACAUAUAAAUUCUCGUACUGAUGUGCUGGACAAAUUCCUAUCAGAAAAUGGUAUUAUUCGCUAUAAUCCACAGAUUGUCACCGAUGCCAAGUUCAAACCUAGGUUUAUUUCUUUGGCUUCAUCAAUUCUUGGAGGGGAGUCUUUGCUCAAAGAUCUUAACUAUUUGCAUUCUCCUGGAACUAUGGAUGAUGUGAAGCCUGUUACACAUCUUCUGGCUGUUGAUGUCACAUCAAAGAAGGGGAUAAAGCUACUUCGCGAAGGGAUUCAUUUUCUGAUCAGAGGAUCUAAAGGUUCUCGUCUGGGUGUUCUCUUUAGUGCUAGUCAGCACAUAGAUUCAUUUAGUCUCCUUUUUGUAAAGGCUUUUGAAGUCACUGCAUCAGCACACAGCCAUAAGAAAAAGGUACUUGAAUUUUUGGAUCAACUAUGCUCAUAUUAUGAGCGUACCCUUGCAUCUCCAGUAUCUGCUGAAAACACUCAAGCAUUUAUUGAUAAGAUCUGUGAGUUUGCUGAGGCAAAUGGCUUAUCAUCAAAAGGUUUUAUGUCCUCUCUUCCUGAAUAUAAUGAUGGGAGCAUGAGAAAGUAUUUGAAUAAGGUGGCGCAAUAUUUGAAUAAGGAACUUGGAGCUGAGUCUGGUGUUAAUGCUGUCAUUACUAACGGAAGGGUUAUUUCUCCUAUUGAUGCAAGCACAUUUCUGAGUCAUGAUCUAGAUCUUUUGGAGUCGGUGGAGUUCAAGCACAGAGUAAAGUACAUCUGGGAAAUAGUAGAAGAAGUGAACUGGCUUGAUGAGAAUCCAGACAUAGACCCAGACAUGCUCACAAGUAAAUUUGUAAGUGAUAUCGUUAUGCUUGUGUCAUCUUCCUUGGCUAUGCGGGAGCGAGGUUCUGAAAGAGCACGUUUUGAGAUUUUAAGUGCGGAGCAUAGUGCCGUUGUUUUAAACAGUGAGAAUUCUGUUAUUCAUGUUGAUGCGGUUAUUGAUCCUUUAAGUUCAACUGGCCAGAAGCUUUCUUCCAUUCUUAGAGUACUGCAGAAAUACACUCGAUCAAGCAUGAGAAUUAUACUGAACCCAGUGAGUUCCCUUGUGGAUCUUCCUCUGAAGAAUUACUACAGAUAUGUUAUUCCAACCAUGGAUGAUUUCAGCAGUAGCGAUUCCUCAAUAAAUGGCCCAAAAGCCUUUUUCGCAAAUAUGCCAUUGUCCAAAACCCUCACCAUGAAUCUUGAUGUACCAGAGCCCUGGCUUGUUGAGCCUGUUGUUGCUGUUCAUGAUUUGGAUAAUAUUUUGCUUGAGAAGCUGGGUGAGACAAGGACAUUGCAGGCAGUUUUUGAGCUGGAAGCUCUUGUCCUUACUGGUCAUUGUUCGGAGAAAGACCGUGAUCCCCCUCGAGGCCUUCAGCUAAUUCUUGGAACAAAGAGUAGGCCUCACUUAGUUGAUACUCUUGUGAUGGCCAAUUUGGGUUAUUGGCAGAUGAAGGUCUCUCCUGGGGUCUGGCACCUGCAACUUGCUCCUGGAAGAAGUUCUGAGCUUUAUGUCCUUAAGGAAGAUGGUGAUGCAAGCCAGGGAAAAUCUUUGUCAAAACGUAUCACCAUAAAUGACUUGCGGGGUAAAGUAGUUCAUAUGGAAGUUGUAAAGAAGAAGGGCAAGGAGCAUGAAAAAUUGCUGGUUUCUGAUGAUGAUCAUUCUCAAGAAAAGAAAGGUAGCUGGAACUCUAACAUUCUCAAAUGGGCUUCUGGUAUUAUUGUUGGUAGCGAGAAAACCAAAAAGAAGGAUGGCACUUCAGUGGACCAUAGGAAAGGCGAACGACGCGGAAAAACAAUUAAUAUAUUUUCUAUUGCUUCAGGACACUUAUACGAGCGCUUUCUCAAAAUCAUGAUUCUAAGUGUCUUAAAGAACACCCAUCGUCCAGUGAAAUUCUGGUUUAUAAAAAACUAUCUCUCUCCCCAGUUUAAGGAUGUGAUUCCACAUAUGGCACAAGAAUAUGGUUUCGAGUAUGAACUGGUCACCUAUAAAUGGCCUACAUGGUUGCAUAAGCAGACUGAAAAACAGCGAAUCAUCUGGGCUUAUAAGAUCUUAUUUCUUGAUGUUAUUUUUCCCCUCUCAUUGGAAAAGGUUAUAUUCGUUGAUGCGGAUCAAAUUGUCAGGGCUGACAUGGGAGAGCUCUAUGACAUGGAUAUAAAGGGAAGACCUCUUGCAUAUACUCCAUUUUGCGAUAACAACAAGGAUAUGGAUGGAUAUCGAUUUUGGAGACAAGGUUUCUGGAAAGAACAUCUACGUGGGAAACCAUACCAUAUUAGUGCUUUAUAUGUUGUCGACUUGAAAAAGUUUCGUCAGACUGCUGCUGGAGAUAACUUAAGAGUUAUUUAUGAAACGCUUAGCAAGGAUCCAAACAGUCUGGCCAAUCUAGAUCAGGAUCUUCCAAACUAUGCCCAACAUACAGUACAGAUUUUUUCACUGCCCCAGGAAUGGCUCUGGUGUGAGUCAUGGUGUGGUAAUGUUACAAAGUCUAAGGCAAAAACCAUUGAUCUUUGCAACAAUCCUAUGACAAAGGAACCGAAGCUUCAGGGUGCUAGAAGAAUAGUUUCUGAGUGGCCAGAUCUUGACGCUGAGGCUCGACAGUUCACUGCAAAAAUCUUAGGUGACGAAGUGGAGCGUCAAGAGACAGCAGCGUCUCCCAUUCAACCAGUGACAUCAAAAAGUGAUGCUUCCUCCAAAGGAACAGAACCAUCACAUACUUCAACAAGUGAUGCUUCCUCCAAAGGAACAGCACCAUCACAUACUUCAACAAGUGAUUCUUCAUCUGAAAAACACUCGGAAUCCAAAGCAGAGUUGUGAAAUUAACAUAUAGGCAAAUUUUAGGUCAGAUUAUAUUUCAAGUUUCGGUCAGAAUCCCUGGACUCUUUGUCUUGCAUUAUAUAACAUGCUCCAAGUUCUUCGUCUUGAGCAAGUCGAAAGAUUCUUCUCUUGCAGGACGAAUUCAUUAAGUUAUGCCUUUCUGAUCAAAUUUUUCAUAGAUUGCUGGUGGAAUGGCUGGUUAGAAUUUUCCAAGAUUUUAAGUAAAAGAGAUUUAUUUAUAGACCAAAGAAAGUUUGGAAGGCUGAAUUACUGAAAAGCUAAAUCAUGUUUAGUGAUAGAAAAAAUUUUGACUAAGUGUAACAUUUCAUGAAUAAUGAAUGUGUUGGCUGAACAUUUUAUCAUUAGUAAUUAUACCAUUAUGGUUACUCUUUGUGAUUUAAA
This is a messenger RNA of Mangifera indica (mango), 5590 nucleotides long. Its product is annotated as UDP-glucose:glycoprotein glucosyltransferase. The transcript is spliced from 37 exons. The record is from RefSeq and is a predicted model, not a curated record. Gene Ontology annotation, molecular function: UDP-glucose:glycoprotein glucosyltransferase activity. NCBI's taxonomy places the organism in Eukaryota, Viridiplantae, Streptophyta, Magnoliopsida, Sapindales, Anacardiaceae. Gene Ontology annotation, cellular component: endoplasmic reticulum. The coding region runs from base 167 to 5188 and encodes 1673 amino acids.